Messenger RNA from Linum trigynum, 1782 nucleotides. Lineage: Eukaryota; Viridiplantae; Streptophyta; Magnoliopsida; Malpighiales; Linaceae. The record is from the annotation of a GenBank genome assembly.
AUGCACCAGGGCGAUUACGCUUCCUACUACCAGUUCCCCACCUUCCAAAACCCUAAUCCCAAUCCCAAUCCCAAUCCGAUCGAUCACCACCAGACGGCGUCGGCGCCGCCGUUCUCCGCCAGCUACCCUCCCGCCGAUUACUCUGCGGCCUAUCCUCCCCAAUCUUACCCUCCCCCGCCUCCUUACUCUUCCAAUCCCGAUCCCGCCCUCCACCCACCCGCAGCUCCCUCGUACACUCAACCGGCAUCAGCUCCGUUGAAUUCCCAAUCCUCGUUCAACCCACCGCCUCCGCCGUCAGCUCAGCAGCCGGUGUUCCCGUCCUACGAAUCGCAUGGAUCUGCAUACCAGCAACAGCAUCCCCCGGAGCAAUCGUACUUCCCGCCGUUCGAUCACCAUCAGACGCAUGGUGCCAGCUAUGCGGCUGCCCCUCCCCCGCCACCGCCUGCCUCUAAUCCGAUUGCCGGCGCGCCCUAUAUGUCCUAUGGCUCUCUUAAUUCGGUAGGAUCGUCUGUUCCGCCUGUGUACGAUAACCAAUAUGAGAAUUCGCUCAAGUUUGAUCAGGGCGUUGGGUAUCUUGACGAUAAGUAUGGGAUCUAUAAUCGGAGUCGGUCUGAUUUGGGGAUGGAUUCGUAUGGAAGGAAGUCGGAAGGGAGGUCCGAAAUGGAGCGGGAUAGUGGAUAUGGCGAUGGUGUUGUUGCUUAUCAAGGAGGGAAGGUGGAGCCGUAUGGGGCGAGAGGGACGGCACCGAAAUCUUCAACCUGGGGUAUGUUUGAUGAUUAUGGAAGAGCCAUUAAUGUCCCUAGCUCAAAGGACUCUUCUUUGGGUUCGGGUUCUGGUUUGAAUUCUCCUAAGAUCGUGAGGGCAGUGCCUAAGAUGGAUACUCAGGAAGAUGUCAAAGGUGGGGUGCAGAAGUUCAGGGUUAAGCUUCUGGCUGAAAGUGGAGGCCAGAGCACCAUGGAUGUGCUUUGCCAGAUUGGUUUGGAUGGAAUUAAGAUGCUAGAUCCCAAUACCAGUCGGACACUCAGAAUCUAUCCCCUUGAGAACAUCACCAGAUGCGAUAAAAUGGACUCGUCAACUUUUGCCUUUUGGUCCAAGAGCUCUGUGGAUGUUGAACCAAGGCGCAUAAGGUUGCAAUCAAAUAGCUACACAACCAAUACACUUCUUGACACAGUGACUGCUGCAACCGUGCAGCUGAAGGAAAUGGGGGAGAGACCCAAGGCUUCUGAUCUUUCAAAGAUGUCUGAGCAGACUGCAGAGAGGAAGAAAGGUUUUGGUGAUUGGAUGAACUUCAUAAAGCCUGCUAAUGAAGAGAAAGAUCAUUGGGUCCCUGAUGAAGCUGUGAAGAAGUGUACAGGAUGUGGGACUGAUUUUAAUGCAUUCAUUCGAAGGCACCACUGCAGAAACUGUGGGGAUGUAUUCUGUGAUAAAUGUACACAUGGAAGAAUUGCUCUUACUGCUGAGGUGAAUGCACAGCCAGUUAGAGUUUGUGACCGGUGCCUCGCUGAAGUGACUCAGAGGUUGACCAAUGCUAAAGAAGCAUCCAGUAAACCUGCAGGAUUAAUUAGCCAUGAGGACCUCGCUAUGAAACUUCAGGAGGAGAUGGAGAGGAAUCGAAAGACAUCCUCGGGAUCAAAAUCGUCUGAUGGAUCAUCUGGGAAGCGAAUGAGGGAAGUCGCUUGCCCUACUUGCACCGUCCAUCUCCAGGUUCAGGUCCCCAGCUCAGGUUCGGAGACAAUUGAAUGCGGAGUCUGUCAGCACCCGUUUCUCGUCAGUGCUCACUAG